This is a messenger RNA of Leguminivora glycinivorella, 1634 nucleotides long. RefSeq lists its product as uncharacterized. The coding region runs from base 532 to 1521 and encodes 329 amino acids. The record is from RefSeq and is a predicted model, not a curated record. Gene Ontology annotation, biological process: DNA integration. Gene Ontology annotation, molecular function: nucleic acid binding. The transcript is spliced from 2 exons. Lineage: Eukaryota; Metazoa; Arthropoda; Insecta; Lepidoptera; Tortricidae.
ACCUACAGUCAAAGUUAAGCUAUAUUCGCGGACAGGUAGUGAGGUUCAUGUGAAAGCUCUCUUAGAUUGUUGUUCACAAGGUUCUUUGGUGACCACUAAAUUAAUAAAGAUUUUAGGAUUGACCCCAAGCAAGGAAAACACCAAUAUAAUUGGUGUCAAAGAGUUGACUACUGACACACAGUAUUCUAUACCUUUAGAUGUGUACUCAUUGACCAGACCUUACCGAGUCACAGCGAACUGUAAUGUCAUGGAUAAAAUUACAUGUAAGCUUCCACAAGACAAGCUUAAUCUAGAUGCUAUCAAUAUACCUGAUGGGAUCACUUUGUCUGAUAUUGAUUUCCAUCAGCCGUCUGAGAUCAAUUUACUAUUAGGCGGGGACAUAUUUUUCCAGGUCCUGCUUCUGGAGCCGGUCCCUGGGCAGCAGCAGGAGUCAGAUGAAGACCCAGCGAGUCCUCAUCCUACAAUUGUAAAUACUAAGCUUGGCUACAUCAUCGGUGGUGCUUUAUCACGACAGCAAACCAGUGACAAAAAAUGAAGGCUCAGUGUGCGAAACAGCUGAUGGGUUCUUUGCCACCUGAAAGGGUCACAGCCUGCCGAGCAUUCCAGAAAGUCGGCAUCGACUUUGCAGGUCCCAUAACAGUGAAGAAUUCUCGCGUAAGAAGAGCUCUACAGACAAAAGGCUACAUAUGCGUUUUUGUUUGUUUUGUGACUAAAGCCAUACAUCUGGAGCUCUCUUCGGACUUGACCACUGACGCUUUCCUUGCAUGUUUCAAGCGAUUUAUAGCUCGCAGAGGCCUGCCGACCGACGUUUUUUGCGAUAAUGGUGGAUGCUUUAAGGGGGCAAAGAACCAGUUAGUUGAGCUGUACAAUUUAAGUACUUCGCAAAAUCAUCAGACUCUGGUGCAAUCAUACGCGGCACAGCAACGUAUUAACUUUCAUUUCGUGCCAAGCUACUCACCUGUGUUUGCUGGUCUUGCGGAAGCUGCUGUGAAGAGUUCAAAGUACCAUUUAAAGCGUAUAUUGCAAUCUUAUGUACUGACGUAUGAACAGAUCAAUACAAUUUUAUGUCAGAUUGAGUCUACUCUUAAUUCUAGGCCACUUUUGCCUGUAAAUGCAACUGAUAUUAAUGAUUACAGUUAUUUGACGCCGGGCCAUUUUUUAAUUGGCACGUCUAUGACAUGUCUCCCAGAAGCAGACUUGACCGAGCUACCUAGUAAUAGAUUAAAAUUCUGGGAAAUCUGUAAUAAGGUCAAAGGUCACUUUUGGAAGAUAUGGCAUAAGUACUAUUUAAAUGCAUUACAAUGUCGUCCUAAGUGGCGUGAUAGCCAACCAAACGUCAGGGUUGGUUCCUUAGUAAUCAUGAGGGAGCCUAACGCUCCUCCCAUGACGUGGCCUAUGGCCAGAAUUGUUAAAGUUUAUCCUGGUGAUGAUGAUAAGGUGCGCGUGGUAGACCUUUUGGCACCGAAUAAAAAGGUGUACAAACGAUCAUUAAGUGGUUUCGCUGUGUUACCUAUAGAUUAAUUUUGUUGUGUGUAUUCUUAUGCAUUCCUAAUAUGCAUUAUAUUGUAAUUGUGCAGGUUAAGUUUAAACCUUGAAAAGGUUAUUAUUUAUUUCAUUACAAACCCUCGAGUUGU